AUGGCAAGGUUAAGGUUGAUAGCACUAUUUAAACAGCCUCUUCUGGGUGUGAAUGAUGAUAAGAUCUUUGGGCCAGUCUCAGGUGAUGCAGUAGAAGAAAUUGACCUGACUGUGGUUUACCAAGCAGCAGCUAAUGGUGACAUUAACACUCUGACUGCGGUAAUUCGUGAAGAUCCUUCAAUCUUAGAAUGCUGUGACAGUGAGGGUUGCACGCCUUUGAUGCAUGCCAUUUCAGGACGCCAAGUUGAUACUGUGAAGCUGCUGUUGAAGAUGGGAGCAAACAUUAAUACUCAAGAUGCCUGUGGACGCACAAGUUUAUCUUUGGCAACUUAUCUGGGCUGGCUUGAAUGCUGCGUCAGCUUGCUUAGAAAUGGUGCUAAGCAGAACAUACCUGAUAAAAACGGAAGGUUGCCACUACAUGCUGCUACUGCGGACCUUGAUGUGAGGCUUCUAACUGUGCUGCUGCAGCAAUCAAAUCUUAGUGAAAUUAAUCAUCAGGACAAUGAGGGAAUGACUGCGCUUCACUGGGCUGCUUUCCAUAAUCGGCCCCAACAUGUGCAAAUACUGUUGCAGAAAGGAGCAGAUCUAACUCUGGUGGACAAAGACUUUAAAACAGCUCUUCACUGGGCAGUACAGAGUGGAAACAAGGUUCUGUGUUCCAUCAUCCUGGACCAUCACCAGGGUCCAUCAAUAAUAAACUAUGAUGAUGAAAAUGGCAAGACUUGUAUGCACAUCGCUGCUGCUGCAGGUUAUAGUGAUAUUAUCAGCGAGCUGGCUAAAAUCUCAGAGUGCAACCUGCAGGCCCUUGAUGUGGAUGACAGGACACCUCUGCAUUGGGCUGCAGCAGCAGGGAAAGCAGACUGCGUAAAGACACUGCUACAGUUGGGGAUAGAUAGCAACCCCCGGGACAUCAAUGAAAACACUCCUCUGACAUACGCAAUGUACUGCGGGCACACAUCGUGCAUCAAGCUGCUCUCUCAGGAGUACAGAUUUGAAACAAUUCAUCAAAUUCCCUCACAGAAGAAUAAAAACCUGAAAAAGGAAGGAAAAUUCAGUAUGUUUAACCAAGUUUUCUCCUGCAAAAAAAAGAAAGAUGAUCAGAAAACAAACCAGAAAGACAGAAAUAGAGACCGAUAUCAAAGAGAAGAAACAUCAGAAGUUGAUGAUAUCAUCACCACAUUUGAUUGCAUUAUGGAAACAAACUGCAAAGAUUUCUCUGAGGAAUGUGUGGCCACUGCUGACUUCAAAAGGAGAAGCACAGACACCCAAAAGUACCUCAUGUCAGAGAAGAAGCAGCUGGAGUGUAGUGCACUACCACCAAUCAGAACACAAAGUCUCCCCCCCAUUACAACCAGCAGCUCUUUUUUAACAACUUCUCAGAGUACAACUUCAAGUGUCUCCUUGAGCACUAAUACCUACCAUUUUUCACAUAGGUCUCAGAAAAGUAGAAGUGAACAUGACCUGUUAGAUCACAGAACUGGCUGCCAGACUCUAUUAGACAACCCUUGGAGCACAGAUUCUAACCAAAUACUCUCAUAUAAAGUCUGUACUACAACUCCUUCAGAUAAGAUGAUAAAUGCUUUGAACUCUGAAAGAUCCAACCAUAUGCUUUUGUGUCCUCCUCACUUACCCUCCCUGCCUAGUUCUCCAUCAGGGAAAAGUUUUCAACAGAUGUCCCUAGAACUACCCAAAGUAAAAGACCUUACUCCUGUACGGAACAAUCUAGCUCCCAUACCUGACCACUGUGUUUGGAAAAUCCAGCUACCAUCUAAUCAAGAUUCUCAGGGUGUCAAGAAGUCAAAGUCCCUGUCUCUAAACUCUUUAAAGACUGGCGCAACUAUUCUCCCACCAGCACUUAACUCCAAAUCCCAGAAAGAAGGACUUUCUCAGAGUCACUCACUGUACUCCUUCUUGCCUGGUCUAUCAGGAGAACCUCUAAAAACAAGCCGUGUCCUGCCUGCUAUCCCAAGCCAGAAGAGAUCCAACCUCACAGUAGAAGACCUUAAGAAAUCUCCCAGCAAAUCAGAUGUUGAAAAUUAG
Alligator sinensis (Chinese alligator) is the source of this 2040-nucleotide messenger RNA. RefSeq names its product ankyrin repeat domain 55 (gene ANKRD55). The transcript is spliced from 11 exons. NCBI's taxonomy places the organism in Eukaryota, Metazoa, Chordata, Crocodylia, Alligatoridae. The record is from RefSeq and is a predicted model, not a curated record. Gene Ontology annotation, molecular function: protein binding. The coding region runs from base 1 to 2040 and encodes 679 amino acids.